Cephus cinctus (wheat stem sawfly) is the source of this 599-nucleotide messenger RNA. RefSeq names its product larval cuticle protein LCP-17. NCBI's taxonomy places the organism in Eukaryota, Metazoa, Arthropoda, Insecta, Hymenoptera, Cephidae. Gene Ontology annotation, cellular component: chitin-based extracellular matrix. The record is from RefSeq and is a predicted model, not a curated record. The transcript has a single exon. The coding region runs from base 98 to 481 and encodes 127 amino acids. Gene Ontology annotation, molecular function: structural constituent of chitin-based larval cuticle.
UUAUGGGAGUCAGUAGAAAUUCUAAGCCCAAGUGGAUAGGAAGUCCAGAAAAAAAUCUUGUCACAAGAAGAAGUAUCAAGAGACAACGUAAUUCAAGAUGAAGGCAUUUUUCGUUAUUUCCUGUGUCCUCGUGGCGACUGUCAUGGCUGACAUUUCGGAAAAAGUCAUUCCGAUCCUGAGCCAGGAACAGGAUAUCAGUCCUGAUGGAUCAUUCAGUACCAAGUGGGUCUCGGGCAAUGGAAUUUCCGUACAAGAGCAAGGUGCUCUGAAGAAUCCUGGAACAAAGGACGAAGCUCAGGUCAUCAAGGGUGCCGCCAGCUGGACAGAUCCCAAUGGUGUCCCCGUUCAGCUCAGUUGGAACGCCGACGAGAAUGGCGCCGUCUUCCAGGGUAGUCAUAUUCCGGUUGCCCCGGAAAUUCCUGUUCUAAUCCAAAGAGCUCUGGCAUGGAACGCCGCUCAUCCUUCCAAGGAAGACAAUUAAAUUUUACUUGACCAUCACGAUUGACGAAAUUAUCCGAAUUGGUUUUUUUUUCAUUUUUUUUAAAUCCCUUUAUAUGAAUAUACUGUCAAAUAAUAAAUCACAAACUGCCUACAUUUAA